Messenger RNA from Folsomia candida, 964 nucleotides. RefSeq lists its product as uncharacterized. The transcript is spliced from 2 exons. NCBI's taxonomy places the organism in Eukaryota, Metazoa, Arthropoda, Collembola, Entomobryomorpha, Isotomidae. Bases 115 to 654 code for a protein of 179 amino acids. The record is from RefSeq and is a predicted model, not a curated record.
CAGCCAUGAACUCGACAUGCUCAAACACGAAAACAUGUGUUUUUCACACGUCGACUUUCUCCUGAUUUUCUGUUCCCACAGUAAAUCGCUACAUUUAAAUAUCUCUCCAUUUAAAUGGCUUCCCGCCACAGGAAAAUUGACCGAAAAGAAAUUGACCACGAUGGUAACACUAACUUAGAAAAUAAAAGUAACAAAACUAGAAAACAAGGUUCGAAAAAUAAGGAAAAAUCAGAAAAGACAUUUAAACCAUUUAAACCAAUUAUAACCGCAGUGGUAGUAAUAUCCGGAAUUGUUUUGUUAUUCGUGAUUGCCCUUAAGUCUUACAAAUACUAUGAGGACAACUCCACUCGGACACCUUUGAGUGCUAAAAUACGAGAAUUUAGUGAAGUGAUAUCUAGUCUGGUGGAGCUGGCGGAAACGCAGGACUUAGAUAGAUGCCGACUCUCAAAUUUUAUCCCUCUGUAUCAAUACCUCCGACCUGACGAGAACAGACCGUCAUACCUUAACCAAAACCUUUCACUCCCUAUUGUCCAACUAUACGCACAACUCAGACUUAACCGUUUCAGCGUUAAACUUGGGCCCCACUACAUCAAGCUUGAAACAAGAUGUCCACUUUGCACGUCUCACGCCCCCAACAAUGUACAACAUGUUUGAUUGUAGACCCCUCAACACCGAACGCCAAACACUUCUAAAAAACUACAUCACCGAUGAACCCUGUUGCUCCCAGGAAAAACUAGUCAACAUUCUCACCAUCACACCUGAUGACCCCAAUAAGUACUUUUCAACUAUAUUUCUAUUUUGGAAUAAUGUUGCUAAAUACCUCGAUCUAUGCACUGACUAUUUAUAGAAUUUUCUCUCAUUUUGAGUUAUAAUAAUCUCUAUAUAUUUGUAAAUAACAAAAUGAUUGUGAUUUGCAAGGGCUAAUGGCCAUUUAUGCAAUAAAGACAUACAUACAUAUUGAAUA